CGGCGGGGAUGCUACUAAAGCAGCAGCUGCGCCUGCUCCUGUGGCGUUGAGCAUGCAAACAGGCAAAGGCUCAGGCAGGCCUGGACAGAGCAAAGGAAACACUGUCCCCAGAGCUGCAACACCAGCACGAACUGGACAGCAAAAGGUCGUUGAUGUGCAAAAGCACAUAGUUCGGUUGGCCCAAAUGAGUGUCAAAGCAACGGGCAAACUUAACGGCAGACACUCUCCAAAGAUUCUAUUGGUAACUCCGCAUGACUACAUGUUGUCACUCUAUUGGUCACUAUCCACGGGAGGGGUGAACACUAGUGUGCUGCACGAGGCUGGCAUGGCCAACACCAUCACAAGCUUUGUGGAUAAAGGACAAGAUGCCCGUAUUCCCCAGUUGAAAAGACAGAAGUAUUACUUCAACAUCAGUUCCCUGGAGAAGGAGGGGUUACUGGGUGCUGAGCUGCGUAUACUCAGGAAAAGACUGGCUGAUCCACACAAAGCUCUUUCCACUGACAGAGUUUUCUGCCUGAAGCUUUUCACUUGUGUAGCAGGUAAGCAGAAAGCUACACUGCUCCAAACUCAAACCAUCAAGGACCACAAUUCGCCCAAAUGGGAAGUGUUUGACAUUUGGAAACUAUUCAAGAAUUUCAAGAACACCGUCCAGCUUUGCUUUGAGCUGGAGGGUUUAGAACGGGGACGCCCCGUGGACCUCAGGGCACUGGGCUUCAGUCGUCUGGGCAGGCAAACCAAAGAGAAGGCCUUUUUCCUCAUGUUCGGGCGCACCAAGAAAAAUGACUUGUUCUACAACGAGAUCAAAGCUCGGUCUGGCCACGACAACAAGACUGUGUACGAAUUCCUGUUCACUCAGCGGCGCAUGCGCCGAGCUCCAACCAACCGUGGCAAGAAGCUGGCCAAGAACCCCAAGCCUCGUUGCCACAGGAAGCAGCUGCACGUCAACUUCAAGGAGAUGGGCUGGGACGAUUGGAUCAUCGCCCCACUAGAGUAUGAGGCCUACCACUGCGACGGGGUAUGUGACUUCCCUAUUCGCUCGCACCUCGAGCCCACCAACCACGCCAUCAUCCAGACGCUCAUGAACUCCAUGGACCCCGACUCGACUCCGCCCACCUGCUGCGUGCCCACUCGCCUCAGCCCAAUCAGCAUCCUCUACAUUGACUCGGCCAAUAACGUGGUCUACAAACAGUAUGAGGACAUGGUGGUGGAGUCCUGUGGCUGCAGGUAGCAAUGGACGAAAGACCCAGCUGAGGUCUUGGUUUUAUAGUUCAGCCUGAAGAGUUUGAGUUAAGUCUUUUGAGUAAACAGAUUGUUAAACACUCAAAAGUUUUAGAACACUGAGUUAUUCAAGGGUUUUAAUUUAU
Oncorhynchus gorbuscha (pink salmon) is the source of this 1364-nucleotide messenger RNA. RefSeq names its product growth differentiation factor 5 (gene gdf5). The transcript has 2 exons. Gene Ontology annotation, cellular component: extracellular region. Gene Ontology annotation, molecular function: growth factor activity; cytokine activity. Gene Ontology annotation, biological process: BMP signaling pathway; SMAD protein signal transduction. The coding region runs from base 53 to 1228 and encodes 391 amino acids. The record is from RefSeq and is a predicted model, not a curated record. Lineage: Eukaryota; Metazoa; Chordata; Actinopteri; Salmoniformes; Salmonidae.